AUGCGAGCAAGCAGGGUUUUGAAAAAGAUUCAUAUUCACACUGUUUCGAAACUCAUCGAGGUAUCGCGAGAGUACAAGAUGCGCCUCACCUUGAUCGACUUGAAGAAGGCCUUCGACUCAAUUGAGACGGAAGCGGUCAUGAAAGCCUUGGACAACCAAGACGCCCCUGCUCAGUACAUAAAGGUACUUCGAGAGUUGUACAGCAACUUCACGACCGGAAUUUCGCCAUUCUACAACAAUAUCAUCAUUGACGUGAAGUGGGGAGUCCGACAGGGUGAUACAGUCUCACCCAAAAUAUUCGCAGCCACCCUCGAAAACGCAAUGCGAAUGUUGGAAUGGGACGAAAGGGGAGUGAAGAUCGGCAGCUACACCAUUUGCGCUUUGCUGAUAACACCUAGUAUCAGUCAAGCGGAACGGAUGCUGACCAAAUUCGACGAAUGUGGAUGCAUUGGGCUUCAGCUAAAUCUGCAAAAGACGAUGUUCAUGCAGAAUGGAUGGAUCUCGGAUGACCCAUUCACGCUCAACGGAACGAACAUAUCCGAACGCACCAAAAUGAUGAACGACCUCACCCUUGAGUUGGGUAGGAGAAGAUGA
Molecule: messenger RNA, 594 nt
Organism: Necator americanus (New World hookworm)
Lineage: Eukaryota; Metazoa; Nematoda; Chromadorea; Rhabditida; Ancylostomatidae
Exons: 1
Coding region: 1-594 (197 amino acids)
Source: RefSeq, a predicted model, not a curated record